This is a messenger RNA of Exophiala dermatitidis NIH/UT8656, 2762 nucleotides long. RefSeq lists its product as uncharacterized. NCBI's taxonomy places the organism in Eukaryota, Fungi, Ascomycota, Eurotiomycetes, Chaetothyriales, Herpotrichiellaceae. Gene Ontology annotation, molecular function: protein binding; 6-phosphogluconolactonase activity. Bases 905 to 2389 code for a protein of 494 amino acids. The record is from RefSeq and is a predicted model, not a curated record. The transcript is spliced from 2 exons.
ACUGAAGGUUUCCCCCCCUACUUGGCACUUCUUCCUGAAAUCAGGUUGUCGGGUCAAGUGGCAGGGUUUUUUGGUGUUUUGGCAACAGGAUUCCGUCCUCGAAAUCUUUUUGCAAUGUGUGCACGUGAGAAGAUUAUUGGUGUUGUCGCGUGCGGGUGGCAGAAUCAAGCGGCCAAUAUGGAUCUCAUUCCGUCCCCAAAAUGGCGGGAACACCAGAUUGGAUCGUCGUUUCGUUCGGCUAUCGGAUCUGGACUAUUUUAUGCGAUGACGCAGACAAGGCUGAGGUCGACUUGCCAAUCAGAAUGAGAGUUUAAGCUCCGAUACCACGUCGGAUGCGGACGCCGGAUAAAACACCAUCAUGCCACGAACCGCGAAUUUCGUUUUACAUUUAUCAAAUGUAGAACGGACAAACAAAACGCACGUGUGUUCGAAGAAAACUUCCAGAACCCCAUUGCUAUACAGUCCGACGCUACUGCCGGAUGGGGACCAUCACCAUCGCUACAGACAGACUAGAUACUCUUUUCUCGAAAUCCAAUCCAGCCUUACGAGAAUCCGCACCGGAUCCGGUCAAAGGCGAGCGCCCCUCCCCUUGCACUCGUACAACGACAGUCUCGGCCCAGGGGUCUGAGGGCCCCCAACGUCUUAUCCGGUCAGCCUAGGUCCGUGAUUGGCUUAGGCCACCCCAUCGCUGGACCAUCCACCCGGUCGAGGCGACAUUAAAUCUCAUAUAUUAUACCGGUCGGCACGACAUACUGUCCAUCUAUAUCGUUGUGCGAUCCAAACGAGUUACAGUAAAUACAAAGGGGUCUUGUCCCUCUGGUGGCGGAAGGCAGAGCAGGGCAAGGCAAGGCAAGGCAUUUCAACAUACCACACACUCUCUCUUUAUCCAGCCGUUCAUUCCACCAUGUCACAAUCCUACGAUCUGCUAGUCGGCACGUUCAACACGCCCCAACUGUACACUCUCCGCUUCACACCUCCAACGCCCACAUCAGACUCUACGUCGACAUCGACAUCAACCUCAUUAGCAUCGUCACAGGAGUCAAUACUAGCUCCGUCGACAUCAACGUGCAGCGGCAGUCUUAAAAUCAUCCACCGCGCCGCGGCCAUCGGCUCCCACUCGUGGCUUCACCUGACGCCUCGCAAGGCGAACGGCACACGGAACCUCUAUGCGACAGCCUGGACCGAGCCACCGUCCGUGGUAGCAUACGCAGUGAAAUCAGCCACCGAGAUCGAACUGCUCGGCCGCGCCGCGACAAAAUCCCGCAGCGGCUAUGUCACGGCCAACGAUGUUGCCGUGUACUCUGCAGGCGGGGCGACGGGAGAAGUGUUCAGCAUCGACCGGACCACCGGGGCAUUUAUCCCACCGCCCAAAACAGACGACAACGACCAUAGACCAAAUGGAUCAGGAACGAAAUCCGUGUCUUCAGCAUCAAUCGAACCUCGACCUCUCCAGACGCUAUCGUUCGUCGAUUCAUCCGCGCAACGCGACGACGGCAGCGUGAUGGACUUCGGCGGCCUCCGCCACGGCGCGCACUCGGCGGACCUAUCUCCCUCCGGCCGCGCGCUGUACAUCGCCGACAUUGGCCGCAACUGCAUCUGGACGUAUUCCGUCUCGCCGGUCGAUGGAAGUUUGACCCUGGGCGAGAAACAUAUCUCGCCUCGCCCCAACGACGGACCGCGGCACGUCUGGCCCCAUCCUACGGGUGAGCACGUCUACUGUGUCCAGGAACACACGAGUAUUGUGGAUGUUUUUUCAACGACAAGCAAAGCCAACUCCAACUCCAACGACAGCAACAAUGACGGCGUCUACCUCACCCACAGACAAGCUGUACGGAUCAUCCCGCCCGAAGAAAACGAGCACGACUUCUGGGCCGACGAGGUCCGGACCAGUUUUUCUUCUUCUUCACAUCCGGAAUAUCUAUAUGCGAGCACCCGGGGGCUGAAACCGGGCAAAAAGGGCUACGUGGCAGUCUACAAACUUGCUCCGGAUGGGACGAUUGACGAGAAUAAUGAUGACGACGAGGGAAGAACAACAACAACAACUACUACUACUACCACCACCAGGACUUCUUCUCCUGUGUCGCGCUCGUCGCCCGUGGAUACACGCAGCGAUUCGGACGUGUCCGUGGAAGAAAAUGGUCCUCUAGUCGUCCCCAAAGCCUCCUAUAAUGGCUUACUUUGUAUGUACGAGACGCCCACGAGUGGUGGCUGGGCAAAUGCGAUUCAGCCGGGGCCGACGGUCGGGGGCGUCGAAUACCUCGCCCUGACGGAUAGUGAGGAAGGGUGGGUUUUUAUUUUGGGGUGGGAUGGAGCAGCUAGAAAGAUGAGGGAGGUGGCGCGUACGAAAUUGGAUGAUGGGGCUGGUGCCGCCACGGCGGUCUGGUUAUAGUCUUUGGUCGUUUCGACAGAAAGAUAAAGACAGAGAACACCAGGGCAUACAUUAUGUUUUGGAUUAUAAGUGCAAGACCGGACAAUGAAAGCAUCUAGACAACGAAGAACAACAAAAUAUGGAUUCGCCGACUCAGAACGAUAACUAAUUACUGUUCGUCACGGUCACUGUCUCAAAGCGUAACUUCAGAGCGAAAAGCUUUCCAACACGCUGUCAGUCAACAGCCACGUACGAAUCUAAUCUGUUUGCGCCAACGACGGCUGUGUUUCCUGGCCUAGUCGGUCUUCUCAGACAUAUUAUGACUGACUGGAGCAGUUCCACCAGCAGCUGUGGCAGCAGAACCGUUCGUUCCUGACCUGGUCCUCCGCCUGGC